Messenger RNA from Arachis duranensis, 1957 nucleotides. Its product is annotated as protein TIC 55, chloroplastic. Gene Ontology annotation, biological process: protein targeting to chloroplast. Lineage: Eukaryota; Viridiplantae; Streptophyta; Magnoliopsida; Fabales; Fabaceae. The transcript has 3 exons. Gene Ontology annotation, cellular component: chloroplast. Gene Ontology annotation, molecular function: 2 iron, 2 sulfur cluster binding; chlorophyllide a oxygenase activity. The record is from RefSeq and is a predicted model, not a curated record. The coding region runs from base 169 to 1824 and encodes 551 amino acids.
AAUGGCUUAAGAUUCUUGCAAGCAACUCCAACAUCCACCCCUUCUUAAAACAGUAACACAUAAUAACUCUCUAUUUUCUUCGAUGAUGUUCGAUCCCAUUCUUCAUUUCCCUUGAAACUUCAUCCCUUAAUUGACCUACUUCACAACAAUCAUCACUCACUAGUAGCCAUGGCCUUGCUGAAUCCAUCUCUUCCCCACACCCAAACCUUUCUUCCUCUCCGUGUUUCUGCUACACCAUCCAAGCAAACUUCACUACUACUAUGGACUACUCUCUCUUCCUAUCCAUUCAAACCAUUAUCAAGGAGGAUGAAGCAUGCAAGGUGUGAAGCUGUGGCAGACAUCAAAGCUGAUCCCUUGGUUGAAGGGGAAGGUGAAGAAGAAGAAGAUCACAAGGUUCUUAUGGGGCCUUCUUCAGAGGAAGAGAGAAGGGGUGAGAGGGUUGUUGCUGACUAUGAUUGGACUCAAGAGUGGUACCCUUUGUACCUCACCAACAAUGUCCCUGAUGAUGCACCUCUUGGUCUCAGUGUCUUUGACAAGCAGCUCGUCUUGUUCAAGGACCCCAAUGGCGUCUUCCACUGUUUCGAAGAUCGUUGUCCACACAGGUUAGCAAAACUAUCUGAAGGUCAGUUGAUUGAUGGAAAGCUUGAGUGUCUAUACCAUGGAUGGCAGUUCGAAGGCGACGGAAAAUGUGUUAAGAUACCUCAGCUUCCAGCUGAUGCCAAAAUCCCAAGAUCAGCUUGUCUUAAAUCAUAUGAGGUGAAAGAAUCCCAAGGAGUUGUUUGGGUAUGGAUGUCACCGAAGACACCUCCAAAUGUCAAUAAGUUACCUUGGUUUGAGAACUUUGCUAGACCAGGGUUUCAAGAUGUUUCAACAAUUCAUGAACUCCCAUAUGAUCAUUCUAUUCUCUUGGAAAACCUGAUGGAUCCUGCUCACAUUCCAAUCUCGCAUGACAGAACAGACUGGACUGCGAAAAGAGAGGACGCACAGCCACUGCGUUUUGAGGUAACCGAGCGAACUGAUAGAGGGUUUGCUGGUUGGUGGGGAAAAGAGCAAGAGGGCUCACUGCCGAACUUCUUACGGUUCGAGGCUCCUUGUGUGCUCCAAAACAACAGGGAAAUAGUUGACAAAGAUGGUCAGAAACACUACUUCACUGGCUUAUUCCUCUGUAGACCAACAGGGCAAGGGAAAUCCAUGCUGAUUGUGAGAUUUGGAGGAACAAAAAGAUCCCCAUUAGCGAAAUUGUUCCCUAAAUGGUACUUCCAUCAGAACGCUUGCAAGGUGUUUGAGCAGGACAUGGGAUUCCUAUCAUCCCAAAAUGAAGUUCUAUUGAAAGAGAAAGUUCCAACAAAGGAACUAUAUCUGAACCUAAAAUCAUCAGACACUUGGGUAGCCGAAUACCGGAAGUGGAUGGACAAAGUAGGGCAUGGGAUGCCGUAUCAUUUCGGUCACAGCACCAUUUCGUUGCCCAAAGAGCCUGCUGUAGUUGAACAUGCACCAGCAGGACUCAUAGCAGGACAAUCAGCAUCAAAUCCAGCAAAGGGUGGCACCGGAACAAUGCAUGCCCCGAACUUGGCCAAUAGAUACUUCAGGCAUGUGAUUCAUUGCAAAGGUUGUAGCACGGUGGUCAAGGCUUUCGAAGCUUGGAAGAACGCCCUUUCGGCCGUAGCCAUUGCAUUCGCCGCAUUGUCGAUUCUGGUAUCUGGGAGGCAGUGGAAAACCCUUCUUUUGGGAUCCGCAGCACUGUGCAGUGCCGGAGCCUAUGCAUGCUCUUCAGCCAUUGCAUUGAAUACAACAAACUUUAUCAGGACACACAGGAGAUUGUAAGCUGAGCAAGUUGUUAGAAUUUAUAGUUUCCAUACAAAGUAUAUGUUAAAUCAGAAUCCCAUGUAUAAUUUGAAAGCUUCUCUGUAUUGCAAUUUGUCAAAAAAAAAAAAAAGAAAAGACACUUGGUACAUGU